Molecule: messenger RNA, 1576 nt
Organism: Mauremys mutica (yellowpond turtle)
Lineage: Eukaryota; Metazoa; Chordata; Testudines; Geoemydidae
Product: olfactory receptor-like protein OLF1
Exons: 4
Coding region: 363-1301 (312 amino acids)
Biological process (GO): G protein-coupled receptor signaling pathway; sensory perception of smell
Cellular component (GO): membrane
Molecular function (GO): G protein-coupled receptor activity; olfactory receptor activity; odorant binding
Source: RefSeq, a predicted model, not a curated record
CUCCCCCCACCCCCAAUUGGACACCUGGAAAGAUGGCUAGAGGACAAAGACUUUGACUGGGGAAGUGGCCCCAGGCAGGAAAGGAGGAAUUCCAGCCUGUGUGUGGAAGAUUGGUGAGCUGUUUGUAUCAUCACGGUUUUACAUUCCACCUUUUGGUCCCAGGACAAUGAGGUGAUUCUGAAACCAGGAAUGACUCGGAAGAUAACAGCUACAGCUGCAAACAAUUACAGGUACGUGUGGUUGUCCUGAAUUACAGUCACACGCACACGUGGACACCUUGGGGAUCAGCAGAGAAGGGACAGGUUUUCUGCACCAUCCACUUGCCCACAUCUCUGUAGCUGCCUGAUCUGUGUUCAGAGGAGAUGGAAAAGGGAAAUCACUCGGAGGUGACUGAGUUCAUUCUCUCAGGACUGACAGAUCGUCCGGAGCUGCAGGUUCCCCUCUUUGUGGUGAUCCUACUGAUUUAUGGUGUCACCCUGGUGGGGAAUGGGGGGAUGAUCUUGUUAAUCAUGAGUGAUCCACAGCUCCACACCCCCAUGUACUUUUUCCUCAGUAUUUUGUCUUUCUGUGACCUCUGCUUUUCCUCAAUAAUUUCCCCUAAGUUGCUGCUGAAUUUCUUAGCGCAGAGGAAAAGCAUUUCUUACACUGCCUGCGCUGUGCAAAUGUGUCUCUCUAUCGCUUUUGCAGAUGCUGAGAGCCUCUUGCUGGCCCUGAUGGCAUAUGACCGUUAUGUGGCCAUCUGUAACCCACUGCUCUAUACGGUCACCAUGUCCAGGCAGCUUUGUAAACAGCUGGUGGCUGGGGCGUUUGCUGUGGGGAUGGUGGAUUCAGUGAUAUACACGAGUUUUAUAUUUCAGCUGUCAUUCUGCAGCUCCAACAUCGUCAGGCAUUUCUUCUGUGACAUCCCUGCACUGUUGGUGCUCUCCUGUUCUGACACCCGCAUCAAUGAGAUUGUGAUGUUUGUUUUCACCUGUCUCUUUACAGUAGGCAGUUUUGUGACUGUCCUCCUCUCCUAUGUCUAUAUCAUCUCCACCAUCCUGCAGAUCCGUUCCACCGAGGGCCAGCGCAAAGCCUUCUCCACCUGCUCUUUCCACUUGACUGUGGUGGUCCUGUUUUAUGGCACCCAAUUCUUCAUCUAUUUACGUCCCACCUCCAGCUAUUCCAUGGACACAGACAAAGUAGCCUCAGUGUUUUACACACUGGUGAUCCCCAUGUUGAACCCCCUCAUCUACAGCCUGAGGAACAAGGAGGUGAAGGACGCCGUGAGGAGAGCAAUGAAUAAACUCCUAACCAGUUCCUGAAUCUAUUUAACUCUGUACUGGUUUAGUGAUGGGGAGUGGAAACAGGUGAAUUCAAUUCCCAGCCCAUUGCAAUGUAAUUUACAGAGCCCUUUGGAGUAUUGUUUAUUAUUGUAUUUUUAUUAUUAUUAAUCUGUUUGUAUUCCAAGAAAGCCUGCAGGCCCCACCUAAAAUCAGGGCUUUAUUAGGUGAUUACCCCAGCAAAAUUCCAGGAGGCGCCUGUUUCACAUGUGUGAAUAUAUGUGAUGUGCUUCGAAAGCACAGACCUAUUUGUAUUG